Leptomonas pyrrhocoris is the source of this 1833-nucleotide messenger RNA. RefSeq lists its product as hypothetical. The record is from RefSeq and is a predicted model, not a curated record. Lineage: Eukaryota; Euglenozoa; Kinetoplastea; Trypanosomatida; Trypanosomatidae. The transcript has a single exon. Bases 256 to 1833 code for a protein of 525 amino acids. Gene Ontology annotation, biological process: protein transport to vacuole involved in ubiquitin-dependent protein catabolic process via the multivesicular body sorting pathway. Gene Ontology annotation, molecular function: ubiquitin binding; phosphatidylinositol binding.
GUCUGCCUUUAUUGGUUUCUCUCUUUGUAUGCGUUUUCCCACCUCAACGUCACUCUAUUCAUCAACUUUUCCUUUCACGCCGUUUUGCCAGAAGAAAAUCCCGAGGAGAAACGAAGCUUAACGUAUCGCUGCAUUUCACCCUCUUUUUGUGCCUUCCUUUUUUUCUUCUCUCUUCUCAGUAAAGCCCACCCGUGCUCAGCGUGUCACCCUCUACCCCUUUUGCUUUACAGCCCUUUUUUUCUUUCGUUGAGUAAGAUGGUCCAGUUAUCGUUGUUGGAGGAGGUGAAGGACAAGGCGUCGCGCCUGAUUCCGACCGCGUACAUGGAGAUCGUCGAGGAGUGCACGGCACCGCAUCUUCUCAUUCCAACCUACGAGCACGUGAAGUUUCUGUGCGAGACGGUGAACAAGAAGCCGGACGUGAUCGUCGACGUCGUGCGCGCCCUGCGACGCCGCAUCGCCGACAACGAUGUCGCGGUGAAGCACUUGACCGUGCAGCUGCUGGAGUCGUUGGUCAAAAACAGCGCCACGGCGUUCCACGUCGAAGUGGCGUCACAGAAGGGCCUUCUGCGCGAUUUGGUGAACGUCGCGUGCAUUCAGCCUACGACAGGGAGGGCGAUGCAGGCGAAGGAGGCGGCGCUACUGCUCACGCUGAACCUGUCCAUCUGGUUCCGUGGACACCCCGCGGAGGAGUGCUACAUCUUGACCACCCUCGCCGACGAUGUGCGCAACCAGCUGGGCCCCAACUGCUUCGAGGGUAUCGAGCCAGAGCGCAACACGCGGGUGCGGGUGCCGGUGAGCGUGCCGCCGCCCGCCGCCUCUCGCGCCAGCGCACGCGGCACCAAGUCGGGCAGUGGCGCCGGCGGUCGUGCCGCGCCGCACCGGCAGGAGAAGCGCAACGUCGUCGACGCAAUCCCCAUCGACCUCCCUACGCCAGAGCGCGUCUCCACCAUGCUGGAUGUCUGCAUGACCUUCUCCGAGUACCUCAACAACACCGAGAUGAACACUGAUAAGUCGCUGACGCAGGACGAGGUGGUGAAGAGCUACCUGUCGCAGGUGAAGGAAGACCACAAUUACGUGACGGUGCUGCUGUCGUCGAACCUGCAGCUGGACCGCGACGUCUUGCGCACCGUUGGCGACAGCCAGUCAGCGGUUCUCAAGAAGGUGGAGGAGCUGUCUGAGAAGCUGGCUGGUCGCCCCGCCGCCCCGCCGCAGACGCUGGCGACCGCUGUCCCCGUAACAACGGUGCACAGCACGCCGCUGCGCUCCGCAGGGGACGUGGACGGUCAGCCGCAACGCACGCCGUUUUCUUCCGGUGCUACGCCGGCUCACGCGACACCCCCGCGCGCGGAGGUGGCAGCCGAUGGCAACAGCGGUGUGCGGGCCCCGGUCCCACCGCCGCAGGUCCCCGCCCCGUCCGUGGACGACCUCUUCGGCGAUGCCGUCGUGGGCCCUUCCGUUUCCUCCUCCAACGCGUUGGAAGGUGCCCGAGGCGCGCAGGCGUCCACCGCAGCAGCGGAGCCGAGCGGGGGCAGCUCCGAGCCCGCCUCGCCGCCAUCGCUGAACCAGUCGGUGCCGGCGCCGUUGCAGUCGACGAACGCUGUCGCACCGACGGAGGCCGCAUCGACCGCUCACGUCGACCCAGCCGUUGCGGAGGAUGCGCAGUCAGAGCCGGCGGAGCAGCGAGAGCACGCAGCAGGGGAGACGGCUGCCGCGGAGAGGGAGGCCCCAAAAGAGGCGAAGGCAGACCUCGCAGCGGUGGCACCGCCCGCUGCCGAACCCCCGAAGGAUGACGACGACUUCGACGCCUUCCUUGAGGGCCGGAUGAGCAGCUAA